AUGUCGUCAGCACACCCAAGCCCGGCGCGCACGGCUCAAAGCCCGCCUCCAAACCGCCAUGCUGCCCUCUCCGACGACGAGCCCCGCCGACGCGUGUCUAAGAAGCUGCAGAAGCGGAGGACGGGCCAUACCCCCACGAUGGAGCUCCCCGAGAGGUUAAAGGAGUCGACCGACGGCGCCGACGAUGAGGAGGACGUGCGCGUCCCUACCCAGGGCGCCGGCAUGCCGAUGAACAUGAACCAGAGCAUAUUCGGCCUCAUUGCCGCUGCCGGCUCCAAGGUUGACUUCAACGACCGCUUCGAGAGCCAAUCCAGCGACGAGGACGAGGACUCGUCCGUCAGCCACUCGAGCAAGGGCGGCCGGGAUGGCGACCUGGCGCAGACGACGAUCCUGUCCAAGAAGGAAGGCAGCAAGCGCGAUGCACACAAGCGGAAGCUGUCCGGCCACAGACUGCUGCAUUCACUACCCUCGCUCACGACCAAGCUCUCCCUCAAGCACAAGAAGUCCUCCAAGCCGAAAACUUCCCAGAUCCUCGAGGAGAGUGCAGAGUCCGGCGACUCCUCGCCCCAUCCCGGCACCUCCCUGUCGCAAGAGCUCAGCCGAGGCGAGGGUCGCCUGCCUCCUGUCAUGAGCAGGAUGCUCGAGGCCAAGGCCGAGAUGGCGUCCCGGCCUAGCUUCGAUCUUGAACGCGCGUCGAUGGACCUCGGCGGCGGAAGCACGGGCCCGAGCCCGCUGGCCCGGAGGCUGAAGGACAUCUUCCGCUUCGACGAGCCCGAGGAGGUCAUCGAGGAGUACCCCUGCUGGCUACUGCAGAGUGUUCUAUUGCAGGGCUACAUGUACAUCACAUCCAAGCAUAUCUGCUUCUAUGCCUACCUCGCCAAGAAGGCGCACGAGGUCGCCAAGUCCGGAUACCUCUCAAAAUCUGGCAAGCACAACCCGGCCUACAACCGCUACUGGUUCCGACUCAAGGGCGACGUCCUCGCCUACUACCGCGAUCCCUCAAAUCUCUACUUCCCCAGCGGCCAGAUUGACCUGAGAUACGGCAUAUCCGCCAGCAUCGUCGACAAGGACAAGGAUGGCAUGCACUUCAACGUCGUCACACACCACCGCACAUACCACUUCAGGGCCGACAGCGCGCCCAGCGCCAAGGAAUGGGUCAAGAGUCUGCAGCGCGUCAUCUUCCGCUCCCACAACGAGGGCGACAGUAUCAAGAUCUCGCUGCCCAUCCAAAACGUGAUCGAUGUCGAGGAGGCGCAGAUGAUUGACUUUGCCGACACCUGCAAGGUCCGGGUCAUUGACAACGACGAGACAUAUGCUAUCGACGAGUACUUCUUUUCCUUCUUUGACCACGGUGCCGAGGCAGUCAACGUUCUGAAGAUCUUGGUCGACGAUGCCGCGCAACAGGCGCAUCAGGAACGAGGAGGAGCAGUCCCACCUAUCGCCGAAGAGGAGUAUGAUGUCAACGACCAGGCUUCUUCCAAGAAGAGCUCGCCCAACGCCAGCAAGGACCGCUUGACGCCGCUCAAGAUAGGAAACACGAAGCUCAAUGACUCGGUCCGGGCGACAUUGUCUCCGUUGUCACCAGCCAGCCCUCGUAGCGCGAGCCCUCGGCCUAGCGGUGAGAUGAGCCGAAGCAGCUUCGACGCAUUCCGUCCCUUUGGUCGCAGGAGUGUCGAGGUUGGACGGGCGCUGCGCGAAGAUUCUCCCCGCCGAAGCUUUAGCGACAGUAGGAGGUCCUUGAGCAGGAAUCGCUUGGGCGACAGGACCCCGACAGAGAAGCACGGUUCGUCUGAUUCGUAUGUCCAGUCUCUCGAGGAGCCCAGCCAGGCGUCAUUGUCGGCCCUCGUGGCAUCUUCGAGCGAGGACCCCACGGCCAGUCAGAUCUUGAGGGGGAGCGACGUGUUUCACCGGCCCACUGUCCAGCGUUCGGCGUCUGCCUCUCGCAGGCGGGAGCAGGAUCCUGUUCUCGGCAGCGAAGCCCACAAGCCACGUUCCCCCAGGCUCCAACCUUACCGGCCGAAGCAUGCCGCUACCACCGGCUCGGUGGCCGACCACCCUGGUGAGCUUGGUGACAUGCAGACGCCCACCACGCCCACCCUUCAAAAUCUUGCCAAGAUGGGCUCCUACCCCCUGCAGCGGGCAGGGCUCUAUGCCGGCUGGCUCAACAAGCAGUCGCGCCGCAUGAGCAAUUUGCUGGCAACCGAGUCGAUGGGCUAUGUAGAAAAGGUCUCGGGCAUGUGGAAAGGCGGCAAACGACACUACGACGAGCCUGCCGGCCUGCGCACCGACGACGAGCUGGACGACGAGGAGAACGACAAGGUCGCUACCUCCAUGGAGCGCUUCCGCGCGCACUUUGCCCUGCCGGAGUCUGAGAGGCUGCAGGCGACGUACUUUGGGUUCUUGAUGAGGGUGUUGCCGCUCUACGGCAAGAUCUACAUCAGCGAUCGGUCCUUUUGCUUCCGCAGCCUGCUCCCCGGGACGAGGACGAAGCUCAUUCUUCCGCUGAAGGAUAUCGAGAAUGUGGACAAGGAGAAAGGCUUCCGGUUCGGGUACUCUGGUCUCGUCGUUGUCAUCCGUGGGCACGAGGAGCUCUUCUUUGAGUUCAAUCAGGCUGAAGCACGGGAUGACUGUGCGAUUACUCUGUUGCAGAAUCUGGAAGCUGUGCGGUAUCUUCGAGAGUCGGGCAUUCUUGGACAAGAGGAGAAAGAGGACGCCGAAGAGGCUAUCGCCGAGCGGGAUGCCUUGCAAGAGGCUCGAAAGGUGGAGUAUCCGGAUCACGAGGUUAAGUUGCCCCGUGACACAUCCGGCGUCUGCGCCGACUCGCCGACAAUCCUCUUCGAUGACCCCAAGGCUUCAUUCCUCAACUUCAAGCCCACCGAGCCUCUGCGCAUCACCUGUCUGACUAUCGGCUCGAGAGGAGAUGUGCAGCCCUACAUUGCGCUCUGCAAGGGUCUGCUAGCGGAGGGCCACAAAGUGCGCAUUGCUACGCACGCCGAGUUUGAGGACUGGAUCCGUGGACAUGGCAUCGACUUUCGCUGCGUGGAGGGUGACCCCGGCGAGCUGAUGAAGCUGUGCAUCGAGAACGGCACGUUUACGCUGCAGUUCCUGAAGGAGGCCAACUCCAAGAUGCGCAGCUGGCUCGACGAGCUGCUCACGUCGGCCUGGACGGCCUGCCAGGACUCGGACCUGCUCGUCGAGUCGCCCUCGGCCAUGGCGGGCAUCCACAUCGCCGAGGCGCUGCAGAUCCCCUACUUCCGCGCCUUCACCAUGCCCUGGACGCGCACGCGCGCCUACCCGCACGCCUUUGUGACGCCCGAGCACAAGAUGGGCGGCGCCUACAACUACGUCACCUACGUCAUGUUUGACAACGUCUUCUGGAAGGCGACGGCGCACCAGAUCAACCGCUGGCGCAACAAGACGCUCGGCCUGCCCAACACCAACAUGGAGAAGAUGCAGCCCAACAAGGUGCCCUUCCUGUACAACUUUUCGCCCUACGUGGUCCCGCCGCCGUUGGAUUUCAGCGACUGGAUCCGGGUGACUGGGUACUGGUUCCUGGACGAGGGGACGGGCGCCGUCACCGGUGGUAGUUCGAAGGAUGGUGGUGGUGGUGGGGAUAGGGAUGAGGGUGAAGGCAACGGCGAGAAGACGGCCGUGACACCGCCGCCAACGACGACGACCACGAAACCCGCUUGGAUGCCGCCUGCGGACCUGACGGCGUUUAUCGACAAGGCGAGGCAGGACGACAAGAAGAUUGUCUACGUCGGCUUCGGGUCCAUCCUCGUGCCGGACCCGGCCAAGAUGACGCAGGAGGUCAUCGACGCCGUCCUCAAGGCCGACGUGCGCUGCAUCCUAUCCAAGGGGUGGUCGGACCGCAUCGUCACGGCCAAGGAGAAGGAGAAGGCGGCGCAGGGGGACCCCGCCGCCGCGGCGGCCAACGACGCGAGCAAGCCCGAGGUGCCCCUCCCGCCCGAGAUCUUCCAGAUCAAGUCGGCGCCGCACGACUGGCUGUUCGCGCAGAUCGACGCCGCGGCGCACCACGGCGGGUCCGGGACGACGGGCGCGUCGCUGCGCGCGGGCGUGCCGACUAUCAUCCGGCCCUUCUUCGGGGACCAGUUCUUCUUCGGCGCGCGGGUCGAGGACCUGGGCGUCGGAAUAUGCCUGCGCAAGUGGGGCGCCAAUUCCUUCGCGCGGGCGUUGUGGGAGGCGACGCACAGCGAGAGGAUGAUUGUCAAGGCGAGGGUGCUAGGGGAGCAGAUUCGCAAGGAAAACGGCGUCGACACGGCGAUCCAGUGCAUCUACCGCGACCUCGAGUACGCCAAGUCGCUGGUCAAGGCCAAGGCGAGCAAGAACGCGGCGCACCAGCAGCGCGUGGCGUCGGCGGCUGGCGGUGCCGGCGGUGGUGGUGGUGCCCUCGCGUCGGCGAGUAGCGACGCCACGGACGCGGACGACGAGGACGACGACGUGACGGAGGAGAGCUGGACGUUUGUGGGCGCCGGGGCUGGCGGCUUUGGCAGAGUGGGAGCGGCGGCAGAGGCGGGGGAUGCUAAUAGCACGGAUGCGGACUCGCUCAUGGGGAUGAGGCAGAGCGUUAUACUCUCGCCUGAGGGGGCUGGUGCGGAUGGUGGGCACGGGCAGGUCCUCGGGAGCAGGGCUUUGAAGACGGGGUUGUGA
Molecule: messenger RNA, 4671 nt
Organism: Thyridium curvatum
Lineage: Eukaryota; Fungi; Ascomycota; Sordariomycetes; Thyridiales; Thyridiaceae
Exons: 3
Coding region: 1-4671 (1556 amino acids)
Biological process (GO): carbohydrate metabolic process
Molecular function (GO): UDP-glycosyltransferase activity; hexosyltransferase activity
Source: RefSeq, a predicted model, not a curated record